AUGUCCUUCUUCAAAAUAACCCUCCACCGCUCCUUCAUCGGCAUGCCCAAGCGCACCCGCGGCGUGCUUGCCGCCCUCGGCCUGCACCGCCGCGGCCAACUCGUCUUCCAGCCCGUGUCCGCCGACAUCGCGGGUAUGAUCAUGAAGGUGAAGGAGCUGGUCAAGGUCGAGGAGGUCGACCGGGCAUUGACAAAACAAGAGGUGUAUGCGCAGAGGGCGCCGGAGCCGGGGUUUUGGAUUGAGAGUUUUGGGGCUUCGAGGCGGGCGGCGGAUGGGUUGGAGGUGGGGAAGGGGGAGGAGGGGGAGGUGAGGUUAUGA
This is a messenger RNA of Dichotomopilus funicola, 318 nucleotides long. RefSeq lists its product as uncharacterized. Bases 1 to 318 code for a protein of 105 amino acids. Gene Ontology annotation, biological process: translation. The transcript is spliced from 2 exons. Gene Ontology annotation, molecular function: structural constituent of ribosome. The record is from RefSeq and is a predicted model, not a curated record. Gene Ontology annotation, cellular component: large ribosomal subunit; mitochondrion. NCBI's taxonomy places the organism in Eukaryota, Fungi, Ascomycota, Sordariomycetes, Sordariales, Chaetomiaceae.